AUGUCCGAGGCAACCCUCAAGCCCGAGAAGGACUUCUCCAAGGAGGUCGACCAGCAGCUCCCAGAGGCCGAGGCGCUGGCCAAGCAGACGAACCUCCAGGGCGCAAUCGAGAAGCUUGCCGCUCUUGAAAAGCAGACCCGCCAAGCCUCUGAUCUCGCCUCAACAUCCCGAAUUCUUGUGGCGAUUGUCACAUUAUGCAAAAAUGCCGGCGACUGGAGCUUAAUGAACGAGCAGACGCUGGUGCUGUCGAAGAAGCACAGCCAGCUCAAGCAGGCCAUUACCAAGAUGGUCCAGACCGUCGUCGGCUUCCUCGACGAAACGCCCGACCUCAAGACCAAGCUCUCCGUCAUCGAGACGCUGCGAACGGUGACCGAAGGCAAGAUCUUUGUCGAGGUUGAGCGCGCCCGCGUCACCAAGAUCCUCUCCGACAUCAAGAAGCAGCAGGGCGACGUCAAGGCGGCCACAGAGAUCCUCUGCGAGCUCCAGGUAGAGACAUUUGGAUCAAUGGAUCGACGGGAGAAGACGGAGUUUAUCCUGGCCCAAGUCGAGCUCUGCAUCGAGAGCGGCGACUGGACGCAGGCGGCUAUCCUGGGCCGCAAGAUUAGCACAAGAUACCUGGCGCGGAAGCCCAAGAAGACGGCCGAGCAGCUGGAAAAGGAGCAGAAGGAGCGCGAGAAGAAGAAGGCCCGCGGAGAGGAGGUCCCGGAAGAGAAGGAGGACGACACAACGGACUUGAAGCUGCGCUACUACGAGCAGCAAAUCACACUGGCCAAGCAUGAGGACAAGUACCUGGACGCGUGCAAGCACUACCGCCAGGUGCUCGAUACUGAGGCUGUUGAGCAAGACCCCGCCAAACUGCGCCCUGUCCUGCAACGCAUCAUUUAUUUUGUCAUCCUUGCCCCAUACGACAACGAACAACACGACCUCCUUCAGCGCAUACACCGAGACUCCCGAAACUCCCAGGUCCCUCUCGAUGCCGAGCUUCUCCGCCUCUUCACAGUUCACGAGCUGAUGCGAUGGCCGGAAAUCGCCAAGAAGUUCGGCCCGCACCUGUGCGAGACCGACGUCUUUGACGCUCAGCCUGGACAGUCUGCCGAUGAAAAGGCCAACCAGAGGUGGGAAGACCUGCGCAAGCGCGUCAUCGAGCACAAUGUGCGGGUCAUUGCCAAGUACUACACGCGCAUCCAGAUGGGCCGUCUUACCGAGCUGCUGGACCUUGCGGAAGACGAGACGGAGAAGUACAUUAGCGAGCUGGUGACGUCCAAGACUGUGUAUGCAAAGAUUGACCGGCCGGCACGAAUCGUCAGCUUCGCCAAGCCUAGGGACGCAGACGAUGUUCUGAACGAGUGGAGCCACAAUAUGAAGAGCUUGCUGGGGCUCUUGGAGAGGAUCGAUCACCUCAUCACCAAGGAGGAGAUGAUGGCACGCAUUCAGCCAACGAGCUCCAAAUAG
Molecule: messenger RNA, 1452 nt
Organism: Trichoderma reesei QM6a
Lineage: Eukaryota; Fungi; Ascomycota; Sordariomycetes; Hypocreales; Hypocreaceae
Exons: 4
Coding region: 1-1452 (483 amino acids)
Cellular component (GO): nuclear proteasome complex; proteasome regulatory particle, lid subcomplex; cytoplasm
Source: RefSeq, a predicted model, not a curated record